UUCAUUGGACUUUCUGUACCUGAGCAUUGUCAUUCUGUUUUCCUCAUGGACAGAGGUGGCGUGUUGGAUGCAUUCUGGGGAGAGGCAAGCGGCGAAGAUGAGAAUGGCUUAUCUCCGAUCAAUGCUAAAUCAAGAUAUUAGCAUUUUCGACACCGAAGCCUCCACCGGUGAAGUGAUUUCUGCGAUUACUUCCGAUAUUCUCCUUGUUCAGGAUGCCAUUUCCGAAAAGGUGGGGAAGUUUUUGCACUACGUGAGUCGUUUCAUAGUAGGCUUCGCCGUUGGUUUCAUGAGAGUUUGGCAGAUCAGUUUGGUGACACUUUCCAUAGUGCCAUUAAUCGCAAUCGCCGGUGGGAUUUACGCCUAUGUGGCGACCGGCCUAAUCGCCAGGGUUCGGAAAUCUUACGUCGAAGCUGGAGAAAUCGCGGAAGAGGUGAUAGGCAACGUUAGAACGGUGCAAGCAUUUGUGGGAGAAGAGAAGGCAGUGAAGUCAUACACAGAAUCCCUUUUGGGGACAUACAAGUAUGGGAGGAAAGCCGGGCUUGCCAAGGGGCUUGGGCUCGGGACGCUCCACUGCGUCCUCUUCCUCUCGUGGGCGUUGCUCGUGUGGUACACCAGCGUCGUCGUUCAUAAGAACAUCGCCAAUGGUGGAGAGUCCUUCACCACGAUGCUCAAUGUUGUCAUCUCUGGCUUGUCGCUCGGGCAGGCAGCGCCGGACAUCACGGCCUUCAUACGGGCCAAGGCGGCCGCGUACCCCAUCUUCGAGAUGAUCGAGCGGAACAAGACGAGCAAGAGCAACGCCACGAGACACGGGAAGAAACCAAACAAAGUGGAAGGCCACAUCAAGUUCAAGAACGUGAAGUUCAGCUACCCUUCCCGCCCAGACGUCGUCAUCUUCAACAAGCUCUCCCUCGACAUCCCACCCGGGAAAAUCGUGGCCCUCGUCGGAGGCAGCGGCUCCGGGAAGAGCACCGUCAUAUCCCUGAUAGAGCGCUUCUACGACCCGCUGUCCGGACACGUCAUGCUCGAUGGGAACGAUGUUAGAGAGCUUGACCUCAAAUGGCUCAGACAGCAGAUUGGUUUGGUGAACCAAGAGCCUGCCCUGUUUGCAACCACCAUAAGAGACAACAUCCUCUAUGGGAAAAAUGAUGCAACCAAUGAGGAGAUCACACGUGCUGCGAAGCUGUCUGAGGCUAUCAACUUCAUAAGCAACCUUCCUGAUAGAUUUGAGACUCAGGUGGGGGAGAGAGGGGUGCAGCUGUCUGGUGGACAGAAGCAGAGGAUUGCGAUAUCGAGGGCGAUUGUGAAGAACCCUUCGAUCUUGCUGCUGGAUGAGGCCACGAGCGCGCUGGAUGCUGAGUCCGAGAAGAGUGUGCAGGAGGCUCUCGACCGUGUGAUGGUCGGGAGGACUACCGUGAUCGUUGCACAUAGGCUUUCUACUAUUAGGAACGCGGAUGUGAUUGCUGUUGUGCAGAAUGGGGCCAUUGUGGAGACUGGGAGCCAUGAGGAUCUUAUGUCGAGGCCGAAUAGCGCUUAUGCUUCGCUUGUUCAGUUGCAGGAGGCCGCCUCGUCCACCUUGGCUCGCUUGCCCUCUCAUAGCGGCCGCCCUCUCAGCAUUAGGUAUUCGCGGGAAGGUAGCAUAAAGUUUUCGAGGGAGCUGUCGCGUACAACAAGGAGCCUUGGUGCAAGUUUUCGAUCUGAGAAGUCUUUAAGUAGGUUUGGUGGUGAUGGAGGUGACAAUGUUGUGAAGCCGGCUAAGGUGUCUUCGAAGAGACUGUAUGCUAUGGUGCGGCCAGACUGGUUUUAUGGCAUUUCCGGCACUAUCUGCGCGUUCAUUGCUGGGGCGCAGUUUCCUCUUUUCGCGCUUGGUGUCACGCAAGCUCUUGUGUCUUACUACAUGGAUUGGGACACGACGCGUCGGGAAGUCAAGAAGAUCGCCUUCCUCUUUACUGGAGGUGCUGUCUUGACUGUGAUCGUCCACGCCAUCACGCAUCUCAGCUUCGGGAUCAUGGGAGAACGCCUCACACUUCGUGUUCGAGAGAAGAUGUUCACUGCUAUGUUGAGGAACGAGAUCGGAUGGUUUGAUGAUGUGAACAACACGAGCGCCAUGCUAGCAUCGAGGCUGGAGAGUGAGGCGACGCUGUUGAAGACGGUGGUCGUUGAUCACUCGACCAUUCUGUUGCAGAAUGUAGGCCUUGUUGUGACUUCGUUUGUCAUCUCCUUCAUGUUGAACUGGAGGCUUACUCUUAUUGUCAUUGCAACAUAUCCUUUGAUAAUCAGUGGCCAUAUUAGUGAGAAACUGUUCAUGAAAGGCUAUGGUGUGGACUUGAACAAAGCGUAUCUCAAAGCGAACAUGCUUGCUGGAGAGGCCGUGAGCAACAUCCGUACAGUUGCAGCGUUUUGCUCAGAGGAGAAGGUUGUUAGUCUCUAUGCGCGCGAGCUGGUUGAGCCAUCAAGGAGCUCAUUCAGGCGUGGCCAAGCUGCCGGGAUCUUCUAUGGAGUCUCGCAGUUUUUCAUCUUCUCAUCCUACGGUCUUGCCUUAUGGUAUGGUUCUACUCUCAUGGAGAAGGGGCUUUCCGGGUUUAAGUCAGUGAUGAAGACAUUCAUGGUGUUGAUUGUGACGGCCUUAGCUAUGGGCGAGACGCUAGCAAUGGCACCAGACCUUCUCAAGGGGAACAGGAUGGUGGCAUCCGUGUUUGAAAUGCUGGACCGGAGGACUGAGAUUGUGAACGACGUGGGAGAAGAGGUUGUGCGGGUAGAAGGCUCAAUCGAGCUCAAGGAUGUCGAGUUUAGCUACCCGUCAAGGCCAAACGUGAUGAUUUUCAAGGACUUCAACUUGAGAGUUCAUCCUGGAAGAAGUAUGGCACUAGUAGGCCAGAGUGGAUCAGGCAAAAGCUCUGUCAUUGCACUAAUCCUCAGAUUCUAUGAUCCCACUUCUGGGAAAGUGUUGGUAGAUGGUAAGGACAUAAAGAGGCUUAAGCUCAAGUCACUAAGGAAACACAUAGGGUUGGUGCAGCAAGAGCCAGCUCUGUUUGCCACAUCCAUCUAUGAGAAUAUCCUCUAUGGCAAAGAGGGAGCCACAGAGGGUGAAAUAAUGGAAGCCGCGAAGCUUGCAAACGCGCAUAGCUUCAUCAGCGGGCUCCCAGAAGGGUACUCAACCCGGGUGGGGGAACGAGGGGUUCAGCUCUCCGGAGGGCAGAAGCAAAGAGUGGCCAUAGCGAGGGCAAUUCUAAAGAACCCUUCGAUCCUGCUCUUGGACGAAGCGACUAGCGCUUUGGAUGUGGAGUCAGAGCGCAUUGUGCAGCAAGCACUCGACAGGCUGAUGAAGAACCGGACGACUGUGGUGGUGGCGCACAGGCUGUCGACCAUAAAAAAUGCAGAUCAAAUCUCGGUGUUGCAAGAUGGCAAGAUUAUAGAGCAAGGGACUCAUUCAAGUCUAGUAGAGAACAAAGAUGGUGCCUAUUACAAGUUGAUAAACCUACAGAGGCAACAGCAACACUAAAUGCUUAAGCUAUACACAAUUUUUUUCAACAGAUGUAUGUGAUUGUUUUUGUUGGAAAGUAUUCGACGUGGUGUUUUUUAUAAUUAAUAUGAAAUGUUUGCUAUAUGUUGAAAUGGGAAAAUCAAUAAAAAUCUUUUCAUACGUGUUUUAUACA
Messenger RNA from Salvia hispanica, 3653 nucleotides. The record is from RefSeq and is a predicted model, not a curated record. Lineage: Eukaryota; Viridiplantae; Streptophyta; Magnoliopsida; Lamiales; Lamiaceae.